Rosa rugosa (rugosa rose) is the source of this 959-nucleotide messenger RNA. RefSeq names its product agamous-like MADS-box protein AGL80. Gene Ontology annotation, molecular function: protein dimerization activity; RNA polymerase II cis-regulatory region sequence-specific DNA binding; DNA-binding transcription factor activity, RNA polymerase II-specific. Gene Ontology annotation, biological process: positive regulation of transcription by RNA polymerase II. The transcript has a single exon. Lineage: Eukaryota; Viridiplantae; Streptophyta; Magnoliopsida; Rosales; Rosaceae. The record is from RefSeq and is a predicted model, not a curated record. Bases 72 to 959 code for a protein of 295 amino acids.
GCAAACCAGAAAGGCCAUUCCUUCAUUCCCUUCUUCCCAGUUUGCAACAUUUUCAUCUUUUCUUUCUAGCCAUGACUAGAAAGAAGGUGAAACUUACCUACAUCACUAAUGAUAGUGCUCGAAAAGCAACAUAUAAGAAAAGGAAGAAGGGUCUCAUGAAAAAGGUGAGUGAACUCACCACCCUUUGUGACAUUGAUGCUUGUGCUAUUAUCUACAGCCCCUAUGACUCCCAGCCUGAAAUUUGGCCUUCCCCCUUGGGAGUCCAACGUGUGCUUGCGCAGUUCAAGACCAUGCCUGAAAUGGAGCAAAGCAAGAAGAUGGUGAAUCAGGAGACUUUCCUGAGGCAAAGAAUCAACAAGGCUCAGGAACAGCUUAAAAAGCAAAAGAAAGACAAUCGGGAAAAGGAGAUGGCUCGUGUGCUGUUCCAAAGCCUAACCGGAAAGUCCCUCCAGGGCUUGACACUGUCAGACCUGACUGAUCUCGGCUGGGUCAUUGACCAACACCUGAAGGAGUUACAUCUCAGGAUGAAGAACAUUAAGGAGGAGGCUGUGAAGAGCCAGAACCAAGUGCAAGGAGCACAAGGGGUGUCAGCUGCUGCAACGGAACAUAGAAUGGCAGCGAUGAAGAGUAAUGGAGAGGGCAGCAGCAGCAACAUGGCGAUGAAGAAUGGUGAAGAGGGCAGCAACAUGCAGCAUGCAUCCCUUAACAGGCAAGUUUUUGAUCACAUGCAUAACAUGGAGGCAAUGCAGCUCCAAAUGAUUCAGAUGGCAGCUCAUAAGCAGCAGAACCCUUGGUUCAUGGACAUGAUGAAUGCGCCACCACCAACACCACUGCCACAUCCAGAUCAUCAUCAGCAUAUGGGGUUUACCGGGGAGGACAUGAUGCUUCCUUUCGCGGAUCAUAACCACAACAUUAUGUGGCCAAAUCCUCCUCCUGCUGGCGGCUUUAAUUUUCCUUGA